Macroventuria anomochaeta is the source of this 685-nucleotide messenger RNA. RefSeq lists its product as uncharacterized. The coding region runs from base 185 to 535 and encodes 116 amino acids. NCBI's taxonomy places the organism in Eukaryota, Fungi, Ascomycota, Dothideomycetes, Pleosporales, Didymellaceae. The record is from RefSeq and is a predicted model, not a curated record. The transcript has a single exon.
GCAUUUCUUUCACAUGCGACCAUAGGACGUUGAAAACAAGGCUUCCCGUUCGCUCAGCCCUAUUUAAGCAACGUACCGGCGGAUUAGUAGUUAGGUGGGUGACCACUAGCGAAUACCUGCUGUUGUAUGUUUUUGCCUUUUUGCUUCUGUUAAUACUCUUGCGCCAUCAUGUCAACUUACUCAAAUGUAUUUUAUAAAAAAAAACACCUCUUCCACAUACGACCACAGGACGUUGAAAACAAGGCUUCCCGUUCGCUCAGCCCUAUUUAAGCAACGUACCGGCGGAUUAGUAGUUAGGUGGGUGACCACUAGCGAAUACCUGCUGUUGUAUGUUUUUGGCCUUUUUCGCUCCGUUUUGCGCACUGACAGCUUUCACGGCACCCAUCGGCAGUUGCGGCAUCAACCCCAUAGGUCAUGUAUCUGGGUACGGUUCCGAAAUCUAUUAGGGCGGAUUUGGACGCUGAUAGGCUCCAACUACCCCACCUCUCCAACCGAUAGCUAUCUGAAGCUCCGGUUAUCAUUGUUGCGGUAUUAGUCGGUCCAUACAAGACCCUAUCACCCUUGCUUAGACUAUUCUGGACUAGCAUGUUCCAGAGUCAGUAUAUAGUCGUCUUCUCCUCACUAGAUAGCAACUCAGUGCAGUAUUCCAUCGACCCGAUAGUCCUACGUUAUCGUUUACCGUAGC